Molecule: messenger RNA, 748 nt
Organism: Aplosporella prunicola CBS 121167
Lineage: Eukaryota; Fungi; Ascomycota; Dothideomycetes; Botryosphaeriales; Aplosporellaceae
Exons: 1
Coding region: 121-576 (151 amino acids)
Source: RefSeq, a predicted model, not a curated record
UGAGGGCGAUAGCACGGCAGGGAUUGGCAGGCAAAAGUGAAGAAGGCACGCCCGCCGACGACGCCGCAAAGCUGACUGCCAUGAUGGGCCGCGGACUGUGACAAAGCAUCUGGGCCUCCCAUGACCUCAUGGGCUCCCUGCAAUUUGGACUUUCCGCAUUUCCUCUUGACUAGUUUCACUGUUCUGCCCUGCCCUGCACAAGGCCCGCUGACCGCAUCCGGCUCGGGUCUAGACGCCUGGGCGAUCAAGCGAAACAACCCUCGUCGUCGAUCCUUCGGCAAACUUUCCGACUGCCGCGUGCAACUCCUGACGCCCAACCACCACUCUCUCUCUCCUCUCUCCCUUAGCAUACGUGGCUCAGGCCCUCUGGCUGCGAGUCAGGCCACGACAAAAAAUAUUCCAGAAAAAACUAUAGGGCUAGCGGGUACACGUGGUGCCUACGCCUCACGCCUCACGCCAUCAAAGGCCGUUACUCGGGCGAAAGACUCCUUCUCGACGACUUCCAAGUCCGACAAGUCACUCCUUCACGGUAACUCCGAAGUAGGCACCUACUCGAGUAGGGGCCCGUGCUGUUAGAUUGGCGAGGCGAGAUUGCGCCAUGCUCGCCAACAUAUACCGGUUGCCGGUGCUUGGGUGGUCAUGCUGACGCUGUCCGAGAUCGUCGCGGUCCGCUCCUAGGCCUCUCUAGCCUACCGCGUGCUGAGUGAGCCUCAAUCUCAUAUGCUUUUUCACCAUGCCAGCCCUACGC